AUCAUCGGGUUCUAUUGUGUUGGUAAUUAGUAAGGUUCUUUAAUUUGUUAUUCAAUAAAAAAAACAACUUGUUCUUGAACUGAAGGAAUAUAAUAUUGUCGCUCUAGUUAAUUGCGUACUAUAGAAAUAAAAUAAAGAGUGGUAUUUUAGGGAAAUCUCCGGCAGCCAAAGAACAACUAGACACAAAAGAAAUACGUCAGUCAAUUAUUCACCAAAACAAAACUCCUAUCCAGGGUUAAUCUGUUCGGGCACAUUCCUUUCAUGAAUUCUUACUACAGUGUCUAAAGAAUUCCAAAGAAAAGAAAUCUAGUGAAUGGAAAGGUGUAAGAACACCCACAUUUUACAGUUGAUUGAUUGUUGUUACCGUUUGUGAAUCCACAUAAGUGACAUCACACUUUGCCGUUGCGAACUAUUCUCCGUCCCCUAGAACACAAACAUUCUUCGAGUGGCAGCAAAUCAUCAACAUGACAGCCAGAAAUCCUCAAACACUAAUGGCUCUGCCCAGUGAAGAGUUUGAUUUUCUAUUCAAAGUUGUGCUAAUCGGUGAUGCUGGAACUGGAAAAACUUGCAUAGUUGAACGUUUUAAGACUGGUAAUUUUAUGGAACGUCAGGGAAAUACAAUCGGUGUGGAUUUUUCAAAAACCAUUAGUUUAGAAGGUAAACUAGUUAAGUUGCAAAUUUGGGAUACGGCUGGUCAGGAACGGUUUCGCACAAUAACACAAAGUUAUUAUCGUUCAGCGAAUGGUGUUAUCAUUGGUAAGUGUGUUGUUUUUUCUUCUUGUGGUAUUCAACGCCCAUUUCGUUUGGCUAAUACGCAGUUGGUAUGUAGGUGAUUGUCUGAUGUCUUUGGGGGAAUUAAGUACUACUCUAGGGUAAUGAAUCAUUUUUAUAAAUUUAAACAAAAAUUGU
Messenger RNA from Musca domestica (house fly), 909 nucleotides. Its product is annotated as ras-related protein Rab-43-like. The record is from RefSeq and is a predicted model, not a curated record. NCBI's taxonomy places the organism in Eukaryota, Metazoa, Arthropoda, Insecta, Diptera, Muscidae. Gene Ontology annotation, molecular function: GTPase activity; GTP binding.